Messenger RNA from Hypoxylon fragiforme, 2108 nucleotides. RefSeq names its product cytochrome P450. The record is from RefSeq and is a predicted model, not a curated record. The coding region runs from base 83 to 1747 and encodes 554 amino acids. The transcript is spliced from 4 exons. Lineage: Eukaryota; Fungi; Ascomycota; Sordariomycetes; Xylariales; Hypoxylaceae. Gene Ontology annotation, molecular function: iron ion binding; heme binding; monooxygenase activity.
UUCAGGGACCGGGAAACUAUUAUCUUCAACCCAAAUAAGUCCUGGCUCUUUACACGAGAGUUGAUGAAUCCCUGAGGCAACGAUGAGUCUCGGGAAUUCCGUAAUUGGGAGUCUCAUAGCUCAGUUUUGGCUUCCCAUAUCCGUAUCGGUGAUCCUUGUGUGGCUAGUCAAGAACCGAUACCACAAUGGCCUUAAUAAAUACCCAGGCCCUUUCUUAGCUUCAUUGACCGAUUGGUGGCGGUUUUGGGAUGUCUACGGUCAACGGCCUGAAGUAACACAUCAGAAACUACAUGCAAAGCAUGGCGAUGUCGUGCGCCUAGGGCCCAAUACGUUGUCGUUCGCAGACCCCAAAGCCCUCAAGUCGAUAUAUGGCCUCAACAAGGGAUUCGUCAAGUCCGAAUUCUACGUUGUCCAACAGUCAGUAGUCAAGGGACACUCUUUGGCUUCGCUGUUUAGCACAACGGACAACACCUUCCACGCGCAGUUUAGACGAUGUGUCAACUCGGCAUUUGCCAUGUCGGCGUUGGUACAAUAUGAGCCCUUCGUUGAUAAUACGACGAAGAUCUUUCUUGAGCGAACCGAAGAGCUCUUCGCUGAUAACCCAAAGGGAUGUGAUUUCACACAAUGGUUACAGUUUUACGCCUUUGACGUGAUUGGAGAGAUUACUUACAGCAAACGCCAUGGAUUUAUCGAGAAGAAUGAGGAUAUCGAUGGUAUCGUUGGUUACUUGGGAAACCUGUUUCUAUACGUCGCACCGAUUGGUCAAAUUCCGUGGCUUGAUCUCAUCUUCCUGAAGAACCCCAUUUACCUGAAGCUCUCCCAAUGGGGGUUUAUUGAUUCAACUUUCCCCGUAGCUCGCUUUGCGCGAGCACGUAUGGCGGAACGUCUCGGCCCAAAUCUUUCAGGCGACCCCUCAAAGCCACUUCUACCUGUUUCCACUGAGGGUAAGGCCUCGGUGAAGUCUCCCGAUUUGUUGUCUAAAUUCCUUGCCGCGCGUGAAAACCGUCCCGAUUUUAUGAAUGAUACUUUGGUGCAAACCAUGGCCGUGUCGAUGGCCUUCGCCGGUUCUGAAACUACCGCCAUUUCAUUAGCCAGCGUGUUCUAUUAUCUUCUCCGUACCCCAUCCGCACUCGCCAAACUGAAGCAGGAACUCGAUGAGGCCUCUCGAUCCGGUCUCUUCAGCGACUACGAGACAGGACUGGUAACUUGGACCGAGAGCCAGAAGCUCCCGUAUCUUGAUGCUUGUAUUAAGGAAGGGUUCCGCAUGCACCCUGCCGCUGGCCUCCCGCUCGAACGCAUUGUCCCUGAGUCUGGCGCGGAAAUCGCCGGCCACUACGUUAAGGGCGGAACUGUCGUCGGCUGCUCAGCGUGGAUCAUCCACCGCCGCCCAGAAAUCUGGGGCGAGGACGUGGAAACGUACCGACCCGAGCGCUGGAUCGUGGACGCAAACCUAAAGGGUGAAGCGAAAGAAGAGCAGGAACGGCGGAUCCGCGAGAUGAACGGCAUGAUGUUCCAGUUCGGUAUGGGAUCCCGCACGUGCAUUGGCAAGAACAUCAGCUUGCUGGAGAUCUACAAGGUCGUGCCAAGUCUACUAAGACGCUUCGAUAUCAGCUUCAAGGACCCCAACCAGGAGUGGAAACUCAUCAACGCCUGGUUCGUCAAGCAGAACAACUUCCAGGCCAUCUUCAACCUGCGGAACAUGGUGAAACCCGACAGCGGGAAGGAGCCUAGCGAGAAGACGCACUAGAAAGGUACCUAGUCAUCUCUUCGUCGUCGUGUGUAAGAUCCGGGUUCGGGAUCGGCGUUGGCUGGCUUGUUUUGUUUUGUUUUGUUUUGAUAUUGUGCUAUGUUACCUAGGGUACAGUAGCUUUAGUAGGUGGGCAGGUUAUCUAGGUACGGUUAUGUAAGUUGGCUUGCACCGGCGGCUGCUUAGGUAGACAGCACUUGCUUGACGAGGUGUGUCCCCUGGGUAGUUUGGUAUCGUACGUACGUACGUAUCGUAUGUAUGUAUGUGUGUGUGUACACUCCUAGGUUAGGUCUCUUUCGUGAGACCCUCGCCAGAGCUGCUGCUGGUUUGCUGCUGCUGCUGCUGCUACGUAGUAUGUGUA